Molecule: messenger RNA, 1185 nt
Organism: Chanos chanos (milkfish)
Lineage: Eukaryota; Metazoa; Chordata; Actinopteri; Gonorynchiformes; Chanidae
Gene: gfi1ab
Product: growth factor independent 1A transcription repressor b
Exons: 6
Coding region: 1-1185 (394 amino acids)
Source: RefSeq, a predicted model, not a curated record
AUGCCUCGGUCGUUUUUGGUGAAAAGCAAGAAAGCACACAGCUACCAUCAGCCGCGGUCAAUUGAGGAUGACUACAGCCGACUUGAUACUAUUUUAGCGCAUAUAUGUGCAGAGAGCAAGACUGAGGAUUCUGACUGCUGUGCUGACGCCUUGACUGGCGACACUACAGGAGGUUUCUCUCCGGAGUCUCACCUUGUAGAUACCGGAGAUCUGUCUUCCAAAUCCCCACUCAGCUGCGGAGGAAGUGCGUGUGGUCGCUCAUCGGACUAUGAGGACUACUGGAGGCCUCCAUCCCCCUCUGCGUCACCAGAUUCCGAAAAAUCCUUCUCUCCCUCUCUGGAUGAAACUCAGCCGUUCUCUGUACCCUUCAGGCCUUACGCAUGGAGCACCUACUCCGGCUCGGAAAUCAGGCAGCUCACACAGCAAACCUAUAAUCAUCACCACCCACUAGAUCUGGAGCGAAGCCCUUCGCUUAGCUAUUAUACGGACACUGUGUUAGAACCCCCCAUAUUCUCCGAUCGUGGCUCAGGGGCAAGCAUUUACGGCAGCUAUGGAUCAACAGCUAAUCUGUUUGAGAGGGCAUCCGCUUCGGGACUGUAUACGGAUGGUAACGCGCACGGGAAAAAUUCUGAGAUUAAAUCUGACAUGCUCUGCAAUCGUCACAUGCUGAAUGGCGCCUACAAAUGCAUUAAAUGCAGCAAGGUAUUUUCUACCCCACACGGAUUGGAAGUCCAUGUUCGAAGAUCACACAGUGGAACAAGGCCUUUUGCUUGUGAUAUUUGUGGUAAAACAUUUGGACACGCCGUGAGCUUGGAACAGCACAAAGCCGUUCAUUCCCAGGAAAGGAGUUUUGAUUGUAAAAUCUGUGGGAAAAGCUUUAAAAGAUCUUCUACCCUCUCGACUCAUCUCCUCAUCCAUUCCGACACACGGCCCUAUCCAUGUCAGUAUUGUGGGAAGAGAUUCCAUCAGAAAUCCGACAUGAAGAAACACACCUUCAUUCACACAGGAGAAAAACCACAUAAAUGUCAGGUGUGUGGGAAAGCUUUCAGUCAGAGCUCCAAUCUGAUAACGCACAGCCGAAAACACACUGGUUUCAAACCUUUCGGAUGCGACCUGUGUGGAAAAGGAUUCCAGCGAAAAGUUGACUUGAGAAGGCACAAGGAAACACAACAUGGACUGAAAUAA